This is a messenger RNA of Pieris rapae (cabbage white), 679 nucleotides long. The record is from the annotation of a RefSeq genome assembly. NCBI's taxonomy places the organism in Eukaryota, Metazoa, Arthropoda, Insecta, Lepidoptera, Pieridae.
AUGGCAACUUGAUCAAAUUUUAAUUUACAAAAUGGAGCUUCCCCUCUUAUAGAACAAAUAAUUUUUUUUCAUGAUCAUACUUUAGUUAUUUUAUUAAUAAUUACUAUUUUAGUAAUAUAUUUAAUAAUAAAUUUAUUUUUUAAUAAAUUUAUUAAUCGAUUUUUAUUAGAAGGGCAAAUAAUUGAACUUAUUUGAACUAUUUUACCGGCUAUUACUUUAAUCUUUAUUGCAUUACCAUCUCUUCGAUUAUUAUACUUACUUGAUGAAUUAAAUAAUCCUUUAAUUACUUUAAAAUCCAUUGGACAUCAAUGAUAUUGAAGUUAUGAAUAUUCUGAUUUCAAAAAUAUUGAAUUUGAUUCUUAUAUAAUUAACGAAAUAGACAACCCAAACAAUUUUCGAUUAUUAGAUGUAGAUAAUCGAAUUAUUCUUCCAAUAAACAACCAAAUUCGAAUUUUAGUUACAGCAACAGAUGUAAUCCAUUCUUGAACUAUUCCUUCUCUAGGAGUAAAAGUUGAUGCUAACCCAGGUCGUUUAAAUCAAACUAAUUUCUUUAUUAAUCGUCCUGGAAUUUUUUUUGGUCAAUGUUCAGAAAUUUGUGGAGCAAAUCAUAGAUUUAUACCUAUUGUAAUUGAAAGAAUUUCUAUAAAUAACUUCAUUAACUGAAUUAAUAACUAUUCAU